UCUGCACUCAUCCGACGUAAUUGUACGGUUUGCGGGACACUGAUCAUAUUCCCCAAAGCAAACUGAUGAAUGAGGACAGCAGCAGUAGGAGUUAACGCUGACAGGGAGUUCAAGGAGUCCGUCCGUGUACACGGGGGGCACGUCAAUACUCCUCUCACACUCGCGCUCACUUAUUUUCAAGGCACGUGUAGCCAAACUCACUUAACUUUCUCAGUUCUCCACAAACAAGUUCCUAGCAUUUUUAAAUAAAUACAUUUACUACUCAGUCUAAAUGUAGUGUGAGUGUGGAUAGCGGAGACAAAGAAACCAAAAGGAAGACGCUAGCGUUUUUCGGCGUUCGCACGCGCAGAGCGUCAGGACUGAGUGGCGCGUGACUGUUACUCAUAUAUGGAGCUGUGUUCGCACGAGCGGUAAAUCCAGUGAGGAUGACCCCUCAUACUCAGCGGCGAGACUCUCGCGAAAGUUGGAAACUGAUAUCUGGAGCAUCCAGCGUUGCUUAGUACAUUCCAAUACAUGAAGCCAAGCCUCCAGACGCGUUGUUUAGCCAAAGCAAGCAGGAAUACUCCGUGAUGCGCACGAGCUGGGAAAACUGUUGAUCCUUUUAAUUAAAAACGGAGUGAGUGAGUACAUUGGGUGCGUUACUUUUGAUGUCUCCGGUCAGCACAGCUGUAAAGGUUUCAACUUCCUGUGAUACAAUCACACCAUGCCUGAGGGGGCGGGCCGCGACAACCAGAAAAAAAACCGCUACCAAGCUGCCAAGCGCCCCUCCUCUGUGUCCUCGCUGAGUGGGAUUGUGAGCCGCAUGGCCUCCUCAGGGGGCGCGUCCCGUGGUAGCUGCACCUCAGUUAACACGGUGUGCUCUGACAGUGACCGUGGAGCCAGUCUCAGCUCCUCUGCCUCAUCUGCCUCACUGCAGGAUGGGCACUCUUCCUCUUCUUCCUCAUCGCUCCCCUACGGAGCCGUGCCGGCCUACCCCGGGCCACAGCAUAAUGGCUCCGACAUCAGCCUGGACCUCACCCCUCUCUCCCUACUGACAGGAGCCGGUCCCCUCUCUGCCUCCACAGCACCGCAGCCCAAACUCACUCGUCUGGAGAGGGUGGCUCUGGAGAUAGUGGAGACCGAGCAGGCCUAUGUGAGGGACCUCAAGAGCAUUGUGGAGGACUAUCUUGGCUGCAUUAUUGACUGUGGCGACUUGCCUCUCAAACCCGAAGAGGUCAGCACCCUCUUCUGCAACAUCGAGGACAUCUAUGAGUUUAACAGUGAGCUUUUGGAAGAUCUUGAACGUAGUCCACAUGCAGCGGCCAUAGCAGAGUGCUUUGUGGAGAGGAGUGAAGCUUUUGACAUUUAUACCAUAUACUGCAUGAAUUACCCCAACUCAGUAACAGUCCUGCGGGACUGCAUGAAGAACGAGAGCCUGGUGCGCUUCUUCCACGAAAGGCAGGCCACUCUGUGUCACUCAUUGCCUCUAGAGACUUACCUGCUGAAACCAGUCCAAAGAAUUCUUAAAUAUCACCUCCUGCUGCAGGAACUAUCCAAACACUUUGAUAAAAGUGAUCCAGGCUAUGAGGUGGUCGAAGAUGCCAUUAUAACCAUGACAGCAGUUGCCUGGUACAUCAAUGACAUGAAGAGGAAACAGGAACAUGCAGUCAGACUGCAGGAGAUUGAGAGCUUGUUGCUGAACUGGACAGGGCCUGAUCUCAGUGGUUUUGGAGAGCUGGUACUUGAAGGUUGCUUCCGGGUUCAGCGUGUGAAAAAGGAAAGAGCUUUCUUUCUUUUUGACAGAAUGCUUCUCAUUGCCAAGAAGAGGUUGGAUCAUAUCAUAUACAGCACUCACAUCUUUUGCUGUAAUCUGCUCUUAGUGGAAAACAUGAAGGAUCCCCUCUGUUUUAAGGUGUCUGACCAAACAAUCCCAAAACAACAGCACAUUGUUCAGGCUAAAAACCAGGAGGAGAAGCGGCUGUGGCUGCAUUACCUCAAAAGGAUGAUAGUGGAAAACCAUCCUGCAUCCUUACCCCAAAAAGCAAGGCAGGUUCUUGGUGACAACUUCUGUCAGUCCCCACAGUUUGAUCUGGAACCGAUAAGAAAACCAAUGCCUUCCCCACGACUGGAUGAUGUUCAUAACUACCACAGAGGAAGAAGGCAAUCAGAGCCGCCAGAGUUCAUCUACACCCCAGAGAAAGCCAAGAAAAGCCUCCCCCUCCUCCUAGAGGGUAACCUGCCAUACAAGCGUGGGAGGAGACAGUCUGCUCCUGCCAAAGAUAUAGAAGCUGCAUUCCAGCAAAGUGGUUCUUUAAAGGCUGGCAGUGAAGGGGAGUUGUGCCAAUCGGCUAAUAGCAUUGGCUUUUCAUGUAGUACCAGUACUCUGGCAUCCUCUGUCAUUGAAGUUGAAUCUGGCCGUGAUGAUCUGGCUUUAUGUCAGGAUGAGGAUGACAUGACCCCGCUCCCUCUACCACCAACACUGUCCAUUACUGAGGAAAUCAUGCAGUUCAUUAAUGAGAGCCGUGCUCGGCAAGGCAUGGCUGAGUUUACAUCUGAAGUGUUGACUCCAGAGACCCUGGAAGGCCAGUCAUUGGAGGCACAGCAGUUAGAUGAGUCCAAACCACUAAUAGCUGAGGUGGAUGGAAAUAAGUAUCAGACCAACGAUGCCAAAAGAUCUGAAGCAGAAGAAACUCUGGUGGAUGUGUCAGACAAAGACAAGGAGAGCCAUCCAUUAUGUGAAGCAAAUGUUGCUCAACCAGAGCUUGAGGAAGCAUCAUCACUAUUACAGACCUCCAAAGAAGUGAAUCAAUCAGGAGAGUUGACAUUACCAGAGCCUAGUCAUAGUGAAUCAUCCAACCCAGAAAUUAUGAAGGUCACAGAUGAAAAGGGCGGAAAAGGUCCUGAAGACUCUGCUAGUAAAAGUGAAGAAAGUGAGGCUAAGUCAGCUUGUGCUCACAUUGCUACUAAAUUAAAAGCAACUGACAGCUCUCUUGUCCCCAAAGUAGAACCUGAGCAAAAACUAACCAAAAGUGACAAGCAGAUUAUUGAGAAGAUACGCAGCUAUUAUGAAGCAGCAGAGGCAGGUGUUGAGGAGGGUCAGACAGCACGAAGAAACAGCUUCUCUCGUAUUCCUGCAGGAUUAGUGAAGGAUUCGGUGUCACGAUUUAGUGUUUGUGUUCACCAAGACAGUCUAACUGAGUCUGAGAGUAGCCACUCAGGCUGUGCUGAAUCUGACGCGGCAUCUUCAUUACUCCCAACACCAGACCAAUCUGACCAGAAUUUCAACCAUGAGGAAUCUUCUGAUAAAGCCAUUCCUCUUUCACAUUCAGAUAUAUUCCAAGAACGAAAAGAAUUAUUAAACAGCAAAAAUGCUGAUAAAAAGGAUAAAGACAUCUGUGAGUUUGAUCCCUGUAUGAAAUUGUGGAAAGAGAAAGAAAGAACUGGCCAAGACUUUAUAAAUAGUCAGAAAGUUCCUUUCUCAAAAGAGAAGAGCUGUGGUGAACAUACAGAUGCUCCUGAGAAAAACACGUCAUCUCUAAAUUGCACAACAACCCAGAUGCAGCGUAAAUAUGAGCAUUCACAAUAUGAUCCUGACACUUCAGACACAUCUAAUCCACAGACGACAGAGACUGCGGAUACAUCUCUUAAGUAUGGAAGUAGAACAAGAGUUAGGAUGUCCUCUAAUGGAAACCUGGAUAGCAUUCCCAGUCAGAUUAAAGGUGGCCGAUGGUCUCGUCAUGACAGGGAGGUAACGUGUACCCGUACACUUUAUGAAGGAAUGGAAGAGGUACCAGAUUUAGGAAUUUUUGAGGGUGGACCAGUCAAUCAAUGCUUGGUAGAAAACUCUGAAAAGAUUCUUAAUAAAGUACAAAUGCUUGCACGCAUGUACACAGCGAAAGCAAGCAGCAUGAAGGUACCACUACACCAGAAGAAAACACGAGUGAGUAGAGGAGAAUGUUCAGUAGAGGGAAAAUACAGCAUUUCACCCAAGUCUCGGCAAGUACAGCUGCACCAGGGGGAUAUAAGAAUACUAAAUCAGCCCACAGAAGAGUUUUCAGUAUCAACACCCACUGAGCCUUUUGGUCACAUCAUUUUAAGGGAGAAGCUAUCUACAACAUAUCACCAAGAAAAUUAUUGUAAUCUCAUUGGACCCCCAGAUGAGAUCUCAACAAAUGGAUCUAAUUCACUGCAUUUUUCAUGUGCUGAAUCGUUGGCUACUUCAUUAACAACCGUUAUGGAAUCACAGGUUUCUGUAAUAUCAGACCAUAGAAAAAGCUCCUUAGGAAAAUGUCAGUCUAAAAGACAAGAGGGAGAUCAAUCCUUGUCACUUUCAACUUCCUCAGAAACUCAAGUCCAAACUGAGCCAGAAAUACUAUCCAAAUUAGACAGAUUUUCAUUGGACAAGCAUGCUGACAUUAUACUGCAGUCUGUUCAGGAGAACCAUUCAUAUGCUGUGGACAAAUCCAUUGCAAUAAAUGGGACUAAAGAAGGAAAGACAUUGCAAGAAGAGAACCAUGCUUUUGUGAGCAAUUCUGGUCAUAGUAGUGAACUUUUUAUUGAACCACUAUUCAUUAAACAUUUAGAAGAAGAGACUCGAAGUGUAGAGGAGAAAAGGGACUUAAUUGCACAGCACUGUGAAAGCAUAUUGUCCAUUGAUGAUAAACGAGAUGAAAUACAUUUGAAUUCCAAGCCGGCCCAUGCAGAUACUGAAGCCACUAGCAUGGAGGAAAUAACACCUGUAGUGUCCUCUGUUAGUGAAGUAGGUGAAUGUCCCCCAUUACAGUCAGCAGUCUCCACUAAAAACUGUGCUAUAAACACUGUUGUCAUCUCUGAAGGAUCAGAAUAUUCAUACCCUUUAACCCAGUUGCAAGAAGAUGCAACUAGCCGUACACAACUGACGCCAUGUGGCAAGUGUAGUCCACUGGAUGUUCAAUCCAAAAAGGACCUGAGCGAUAAUUCAAAGACUUUGAGCCCACCCUCUACACCACCGGUUGGCGGACCUACUUUGGAUGAGCUUCCAAGGUUUACUAGCCAAAGACCUUCCAAUCUUCCUUCUGCCACAGGAAAGAGAACUCCCUUCACCAAUUGGAAUCCAUCAUCUCCAGCCACUCAAAGAGUGCCACAUACUUCACUGCGGACCGAGGAAAAGAUUCAAGAUACUUCCGCUUCUGGCCUUUCUCCUCACAGACAAUCUUUCUCCCAGGCCCUUAAUGACAAUCCUUCAAACAUUCCUUUGAGUGGUGGACCUCCAUUAGAUUCAAAACCACCGUCUGACUUUAGCCCAAACUUGCGAAUGCGAUCACCCUCUCCACAUAGAAGUGCCCAGAACUCCAGACUGUCCUCAACGGCCUCAGCUCUUACAAAGUCUAUUGCUGCCUCUUGUAUUAGUCAGACAAUUUCUCAAACAAUGGCCAAGAGAGGUGCACAUCUUCAGACUGCUUCCCCACCUGUGAGCUCUUCUCCUCUGCCCACAUCUUCUUUAAGGCUAAGGUCACCAUCACCUAAACCCAUCACUUUGGACUUAAGUGCGGAGUCAGGUUUUAGGAGUACAUCCAGCACUGGGGUAGGGAGUCAACCCCUAAGGUCUUGUCCAUCCCCAUUCAGAUCAAACAGUCUUCGAUCUAGUCCAUCAACAGUUCAGUCCCCUCCUUCCUACCAUAGUCAACAGUCAAUAUCCCGUGCAUCUCCAGUUAGCCUCCAUUCAGCUCCAUCUGCUGAAAGCCCAAACUCUGCUGCUCAUGAACAGCCUUCUUACACCAGUUUAAAUGAUAAUGAUAAUGAUAAUAAUAACAAUAACAACAGUUUAAGUAAUAACGGGAGGGCAACUAAUCACAAAAAAGCAUCCCACUCAAAUGUGGAUGGACUCCCUCAUUUCCAUGAUCCUCAAAGAACAACCUUGCACAAUAGGGUGGCUUGUCCCUUUCCAUUCUCUGAGCCUAGCUCUCGUGUACAGUCCCCUUCUGUUAGCCCAUAUUUUCUCACCCAAAUCUGCUCCCCUCCACCUGCUCCAAACCACUCCAGUCAUCUGGUAGCAAAGCCACCAAAUCCCAGAAUCCCCAGACAAGGUGGCUCUUUUACCCCUCUGUCUUUGGAAAUCUCAAGAUCAACAUCAGCUUGCUCCUUAUCUCCCAGUGAGAGCCCCAGAAUCACCUCUCCACCUCCUAUUGGCAUUCCUGCAAAUUUAUGGGGUGUUGCUAAUCCGCAGCCAAGGGAUCCUUCAAUACCAAAUGCAUCUUCUCCAACAAAAGUAGAAACAAACUUUACACUAAGAGGCCCCAGAAUCAUCUCUCCUACCCCAAUGGGAAUGUCUUCAUGUUCAGCAACCAGCUUGCAGAGCCAGAGGAGGCUUCGAGGAACCAGUUUGUCCUCUGUUGCUCUAGGGGAUAGAUCACCCAGUCCAACUAGACAUGAACGCAGAUCUUGGGCAGAAAGUGGACGAUGGUCAGUGGGUUCAGAAUUGGGGAUAAUAAGUCCUCGUGGAGGUUCAUACAGUGGCAGUCCAUCUUCUAUAAGCCCUGGCCCUCUUUCACCUGUCAGACUAACAACUGAAAGGACCAGUCAUAGUGGAAAACAUUUCACAAGCAUUGCCUGGCCAGAUGUACAUGAUAUGUUGACAAAAUACAACACCGAGCCCAAGAAUGAAUCUGAUGCUUUGUCCUGCACUGAGACAGAGCAAGAUGACAUGGAGGUUGCAGAAUCUACUUGUCGUAGCACCCUGAUUUGUCCCUAUGUCGCUCCUGCUAACCCAGUUAUGAGAGACAGUCCUAUUCAGUGCCCAACCGAGGACAAAACAGAAGACCGUGUUACUAAUCAAGGGUCCAAAACAACAUUAAAAACCAGCUAUGCCACCACAGUUAACUUGCAGAUUGCCGGGAGUGGGAGGAUAGCAUCCUUUAGCAAUGCACAAGUCAGCCUGACUCAGACACUGUCCCCUGUGGCAGACAGCCAGAGCAGGAGAAGGGUCAGCAUCAAUAGUUGCAACUUCUCAAUGCAGAACUGCAAAAGGCUUUGAAUGGUGUGCUCCUGAGGUCUAGUAUGGUGCCUCAUUCUUCAAAGACACUUUAUCUGGCACUUUAGGAUAUAACAGAGGAAUCAGCUUAGAGAUCCAAAUCCACUCCAUUUAGAUGGGAAAAAAAUAUAUAAUGGACUAUAAAAUACGGGUGUCAGGCAGUUGAUGCUAUGGUCAUUGUGUAUGUUUUGUUUUUUUGUUUUUUUAACCCUCAACCCUACUUCCUGGUCAAGAUAUAGUAAAACAUCAAUGAAAGUCUGGUUUGUUAUAUUUGACAGUGUUUAUUUUAUUGCAUAUAAUAUGCAAAUUUUAUAAUAUGUAAUUGAACUAAAGCUUAUUUCAUUGAAGGCUUUCAGUUGGCUGUGAUAUAUAAAGAAAUUAUUUAUGAAGUAGUUGGUUUCUGGCACUUAACUCGUUUCUUUGUUUUGCACAUUUUUCUCUAAUGUGGUCCAGAUGUGUCUGGAAAAUAGUGUGUUUCAGACAAAAUAUUCACAUUUUUUAAAGAUACAUUUUUAUUGCCAGUGUUCUAUACAAAUUUGGUUAAUAAUACAGUACAUUUGAAAACAUGGGAACAUAAAUCGCUGCUUUGAUUGAUGUAAAUACAAACAUCAAAACAUCUGAUAUUUUGCAUUGAUGAAAAUGUUUGCUGUACACCAUGAAAAAGCAUUACAUCAUUCCUCAAGAAAAGUAUUUUGGUGCAGACUAAGAUAAGGUAAUGGUAAUCAAAAGGACUCUUGAUGUUGGAUCUGAAUUUUUAGUGUAUUUUUAAUGUAAUGCAUUGUUGAUUUCUUAAGGUGCUUGUCACAUAAUACAUAAGCCAAUUAAACAUCUCAGAUUUGUUUAAGGUCUUGCUCCACACCAUGCCUGAUAGAAAUGGUGCUUAGAAAAUAAAUGUUCUUACCUGCUCUUUGUACUUACCGUCAAAAAAUUCCAUGAUGGUCACACUGUAUGGAAAAUGUGCUCGCUGUUAUUUGUACCUAAAUAAAACCUGCAUAGUGUAA
Messenger RNA from Carassius auratus (goldfish), 7989 nucleotides. It is a transcript of the gene plekhg2, whose product is annotated as pleckstrin homology domain containing, family G (with RhoGef domain) member 2. Gene Ontology annotation, molecular function: guanyl-nucleotide exchange factor activity; small GTPase binding. Lineage: Eukaryota; Metazoa; Chordata; Actinopteri; Cypriniformes; Cyprinidae. Bases 704 to 6991 code for a protein of 2095 amino acids. Gene Ontology annotation, biological process: regulation of actin filament polymerization. The transcript is spliced from 20 exons. The record is from RefSeq and is a predicted model, not a curated record.